AUGGCGCCAGCCAGCGCCAGCUUCCUCUCGGCCCUACGAAAGGCCAGGGACGUCAAAGUCAAAGAACUUAAUGCCCUCGUCUCUGUCGUUGAAAAACUCUAUGCAGCGAUCGAGAACGUUAGGGUUAGGGUUAGGGUUAGGGUUAGGGUUAGGGUUAGGGUUAGGGUUAGGGUUAGGGUUAGGGUUAGGGUUAGGGUUAGGGUUAGGGUUAGGGUUAGGGUUAGGGUUAGGGUUAGGGUUAGGGUUAGG
Thermochaetoides thermophila DSM 1495 is the source of this 249-nucleotide messenger RNA. RefSeq lists its product as uncharacterized. Lineage: Eukaryota; Fungi; Ascomycota; Sordariomycetes; Sordariales; Chaetomiaceae. The annotation marks the transcript as partial. The transcript has a single exon. The record is from RefSeq and is a predicted model, not a curated record.